GAGGAGCGGCUUGAGAAAUGCAGGGGUGAACAUAGGGAGGAGAAAAGUCAACUGGUUGUGAAGCACGACGCCCUCAGGGAGUGUAUCUCGCUGAUCAAGGACAAGGAGGAGGAGCUGAGCGAUCUGAAGCACGCGACUGAUGAAUGUCGCACGGAUUAUGACUCGAAGAAGGAGGAGGUGGAGUUGCUGCGACAGGAGUUUGAAUUGAAGGAGAAGAAAGCCGGGUUGAUGCAGAGUUUGCUCGAGGAAAUUGCUCGGCAACUCGAAGUGAAAGUGGGUGGAGGAGUUUGGUUCGGUGAAGGGCUCUCUCGAUGAGUGCUCUCGGAUGGUUAAAUCGACAAGUGAGGAAUUGAUUAGGGUGCAGAGUCUUCUCGACCACAGUGUCAAGGCGCAUGACGAUAGUGAGAGGAGGCUCAGCAUUUUGGAGCGCACCAUAAAAAAGCGUGACAAGGAGGUCAUGCUGAAAGCCGGAAAGUUGCAGUCUAUCGAAAAUAGGUUGAACAGCUGUGAGGUUGAACUAAAAGUGAAGGAGGAGGAGCUCAAGGGAUUCCAUAAAUCCAUGGAUGAGCGUUCCAAGGAGCUUGAAUCUAAAGAGAGUGAGCUCCUUUCUGUGGAUAUUUUGAUCGAGGAGCACAAAGAGGCGCUCAAAUCCAAACAAGAGGAGCUUGAGGAAACCAACAAGUUCAUCAAUGAGCGGUUGGCGGCCGUUGCUUUGAAAGAUAGGGAACUGGGGUCCAUUCAAACAUCUAUUGGAAAGCUUUCCAAGAACCUUAAAUCCAAGGAAGGCGAAAUGGAAAAUAUGAUGAAGCGGGUGAAGCAGUGUAAUGAGGAAGCCGAGUCCAAGAAGGAAGAUAUCGCUGCAGUCCAGGCAAAAUUAGAAGAGGUUGCCAAAUCACUUGAGUGGAAAAGUAAGGAACUCAAUGCUGUCCAAGCAUCCAUCAAAGACCGCAAUCUUGAACUUGCAUCGAAAAGGAGAUGGCUAGAGUCCAUCCAAAUUGAUAUUACAAAACGUGCGGAGCAACUCAGAUUGAAGGAGAAAGAGUAUGCUUUCAUUCAAAGCUCAACUCUCGAAUGCUCCAAGGCCCUUGAGUUCAAAAAGAAGCAAUGUUAUUUGAUGCACAAUUCAAUCACAAAAUGUUCUCAAGAGCUUGAAUCUAAGAAAGGGCAGUUGGAUGCCAUUCAGAAGAGAAGCAGAGAAUGCCUCACAGAACUUAAAGAAAAGCACCUUCAUAUGCUUAAUCAGUCAAUUGGAGAAUGCUCCCGUAUACUUGAAAUGAAAAAAAGGGAGCGUAAUGUGCAAUGUAUGGAGCUAGAAUUGGGGCGGCAAUGGCUUGAUUUGAUUGAAAAAUUGCUCGAGAGGCGCUCUAGGGAAAUGGAGUUGAGAGAGAGGACUAGUGUCCAUUCUAGGGUAGUGGCUCAAAUUUGGAGACACCCACUAAUAAAUGGACCUGUUCUAGCUUCAUGUCAAAAUUGUCAAUCCACAAAUGAAAUUCAUGAUCUUGUCAAUUCUGUGUCACAGUUGCAAAUAGCACAGGAAAUGCACCAGGUCCUUGGUCCCUCAGCAGUGGCACCUGGUUCAUUGGGAUCUACUCAACAGUGGCAAAUAAAGACCGAGGAACCAGAAAAUUUUGCUGCGCUCAAUGCGGAUUAUUCUUCUGUUGAAUAUCCACCACCACCACCUAUCUUAGCUCGAAAUGAUUUGCCGCUUUCCCACACUGAACUUUCGAAUGAGAAUGCUAUGAUAUGUAAAGAAAUCUUGCAUACGCUGCAAAACUCAUCUGACCCUGCAAAACUUGUUCUGGAUGUUAUCGCGGGUUCUUGUGCUCAAAACAGUAAGGAUAUGAAUUUGCAGACACAUGCUAUGAGGAGUCAAAUUUUUCUUUUAGAGCAGCUUGUGAGAAUUUCGCCUUCAAUAACACAUGAGGUUAAAGAAGGAGCAAUGAAGCUGGCAAGAGAAUGGAAAGCGAAACUGUCUGAUAGACCCGAGAGCCCUUUGGAGGUUUUGGCAUUUCAGCAGUUCUUGGCUGCAUAUGAUUUGCGUUCUUUGUUCAAUGAUGCUCCUCUGUUGGGCCAGACCCUUGGUCUAGUCAAUGAGAUCACAGCGCCAGCUAGCAUACCUGCUUCUCUCUCCGGAGGCCAUCAGCAACCGCCCAGAGAGAAGAAACGUUCGGCUAGUGACAGAGCAAUCGAUGUGCAAUCCCAAUCCUGGGUACGCAAAUGUAAAUCCAGGAUGACAGAUCAGGGAGGUCCCCUGUAAUCCUCUUUUUUGACUAAGGUACUCUUUGCUGAAAGUAUGCUGGAGUAAUUUGCGUGGCUGACUCAGACACCUUGAAUUGCCGGACAAAUCUCAUAUGAUUUCCAGGGGAAAUUUGUUGCCUGAUGAAGUGCAGGAUGUUUAUAGGGUAGGUCUUGUUUUCCCAGCAGGAUGUACAGUGGAUAGGUUUCCUAACAUAUGUGUUGUCCCAUGCUUGGCAAGCAAGUUAGUCCUUCUUGUAUGCCAGGAAGCUCUCUGUGAACAUUG
Rhodamnia argentea is the source of this 2521-nucleotide messenger RNA. Its product is annotated as GRIP1-associated protein 1. NCBI's taxonomy places the organism in Eukaryota, Viridiplantae, Streptophyta, Magnoliopsida, Myrtales, Myrtaceae. The record is from RefSeq and is a predicted model, not a curated record. The transcript has 3 exons. Bases 326 to 2257 code for a protein of 643 amino acids.